This is a messenger RNA of Astrephomene gubernaculifera, 1650 nucleotides long. Lineage: Eukaryota; Viridiplantae; Chlorophyta; Chlorophyceae; Chlamydomonadales; Astrephomenaceae. The record is from the annotation of a GenBank genome assembly.
GGUCGCUACUCAAACACCGCUGGCUGCUGUGCUACCACUUCUGAGUGCAUUGUAGUUCAACUUAACAGGAUGGCUCAAGCUUGGCCAAAAGCAAAACCGAAGUUGACGCAGGAGGCUUUCGAUGAAGCCGUGGCGUCAAACAUUGAAGAUUUCGAUAUGCCGCGUGAAGAGGCUAUCAGUAACGCAAUAAAAGAGUUCGAGCUACAAGGAUAUGACCUAAGCGGCGUGGUGACAAACCUGGCAGGGGAAGAGUUGCAAAGCCAUCCCAUUGCUGUGGCCGCUCAAGGCUUACGUGAGGCAUGUGGCGGGGAAGGGUCGCUGCCGGAAGCCCUGGAAGCAUUCGCCGCAAGCCUCCAGGCAUCCACAUCACAACCCUCCGACACCGACACCGGCACCGCCGCGUCCAGUACGACAACCGGUACGACACCCCCACUGGUUCUAAGCCAGGAGCAGUACGUGAUUGCGCACAAGGGGGCCUCCAUGCAGUCACUGCUGGAGGCGUGUCGCCGGCUGCAGAGCCAACCGGACCAGUUGCUAAAGGCGCUGGGGCUGCUGCAGGUGCUGCUGGGCUGGUUGGAGACGCGGGAUGCCUUCACGGAGGCGCAGGGUGUGGAGCUGCUGCACGACCUGCUCCGCAGCGACGCCAGCAGCACGCACGUCAAGGCCGCAGCGGCCGCAGUUGCGGAGGCGGCCGCUCGCGGCGUGGAGGAAACCAAGUGCCGCCUUGUGGAUAGCGGGCUGGUAGCCACCUUACUAGAGCUGCUGCAAGCUCCCGGGACCCCCCCCGCCGCCGCCGCCUCAACUGCCUCAACCGAGGGGUCAGGGGCAGCAGGGACAGGGGCAGAGCAGCCGCCCCAAGAGGCGACAGCAGCAGCGGCAACAGCAGCGGGAGCUGUUCCGUUGGAGUUGGUUGGCGCUGCAUGCGGGGUGCUGCGAGCCGUGACGACUGCGGAUGACGAGCGGCCGCCCGCCAGCAAGGCCUUCAUGCAUGCGCGUGUGCUGGCGAAGAGCCACGGCGCCAUCCGGGUACUGCUGGGGGUGCUGCGGCGGGUGCCGGCGGCGCAGGAGCCGGCGACGGCGUGCCGUGUGCUGGGCACUGUACGGCAGGUUGCAGCCAACGAGGAGAUCUGCCGGGAGUUCACGGACGAUGGCGGCGUGAUGGCGUGCCUGCAAGUGCUCAGCGAGUGUGCGGCCCAGCGAGACGUCUGCCGCGCCUGUCUGGGCGCCCUGCGUCAGCUGGCGCACAGCGACACCGUGAAGCGGCUGCUGGCGGCGGCAGGCGCCGUACCGCUUGCCGUACGCUGCGUGGAUCUGCACGCGGGUGCGGAUGACGUGGCGGAGGGCGCGCUGGGGCUGCUGGGCAAUAUGAUGCUGAGGCAGCCGGAGAUCUGCAGCCAGGCCGCGGAGGCGGGUGUGAUCGACACGGUGGUGGAGGCCAUGCAGCGCCACCCCGCCCGCGCGCCCGUGCAGCGGCAGGCGUGUCUGCUGGUGCGGGUCAUGGCGGCACGCAACCCCGAGCUGCGGCCUCCCUUCCUGGAGCGAGGCGUGGAGGGGCUGCUGCGGGCGGCCAAGGUGGCGCACCCCGCGGCGUGCCGGGAUGUGGGCGCGGCGGCGCUGCGGGAUUUGGGUUUGGAUAACUAUAAUGAUUAG